GUUGUACUAGACCGGUACCAGCUGUAGACGAGCAAAGACAGUGAGGUAGUACAGAUUAGUACGUUCACGCAGUUAGUGUUCAGCGUACAGAGACUAAAGAUCGCAUAAAUCUCUUGUUUUCCCUUCGCUUUCGAAAUCGCACUGCAUUUUACGAGUCAGAGUCAGUUGACGGAGAACGAGUCAAGGCUUCCAUUCUAACGUUCACGGUUUUCCGGUGCUGGAGAAUUUCUUUGUAGUGCAAUCGCCGCGUCCCUUCCUGUGUCUGUGGGAAAGUGGAAAGAAACUUUUGCCGAUUGAAUAGAAUUGCUGAAGUGUCGAGAUACAGCGGCUGAAAAAUGGAGAUCUGUAACCGAGAGGACCGACUAUAUGGUAUGCCAUGCGAAAAAGCGUCGCGCCUCGUUGAUAACGGGGAGAAACUCCGGCGGGAGAAAGUUUCCACCCUGCGAGAACUUAUAGAUGCGCUGUAUGAGGCCUACAACACGGAUAAUGUGAAUAUCGAUUACGUUCAGGACCUGAUGACGAAUUAUAAGAGCAAUCCCGCGGAGUGGAAGAAAUUUGCCAAGUUUGACAGAUACAGAUAUACCAGAAACUUAGUUGACGAAGGGAAUGGCAGGUUCAAUCUUAUGGUAUUGUGUUGGGGAGAAGGUCAUGGAUCAGCCAUACACGAUCAUGCCAACUCGCAUUGUGUAAUGAAAAUGCUCCAGGGGAAAUUAUGCGAGACGAGGUACGCGUGGCCCGAAGGAUCGGAGAUGAAAAAUGAUGCGGAGCUCAAGGAACUCGAGAAGAACACGCUUGAUAUAAACGAGAUCUGUUAUAUUAAUGAUUCACUAGGUUUGCACCGCGUCGAAAAUCCAAGCGCGGUGAAUCCUGCGGUCUCCCUGCAUCUGUACUCGCCGCCAUUCUCGUCGUGCUCGGUCUUCAACAAGCAAACCGGGCAAAAGUCUACGUCAAAUUCAAGAUGCCAGAUCUCCCGAGGAUAACUAAUCUGAGCAAGAAAGCAGAAACCACCAGCGAUAUGCCAAUUAAGCGUAUAAUCGUAUACGGAAAACGAUUUGCAUUUUCUUGAAUUGGACCUAGUUGUACAUUGUACGAAUAACUAAACGUUAAUAACGUGUAUUAUUACUAUUGUCCAAUUUUUGUCGUGUAGUCGUAUUUAAGUACUUAAAUUUACUUAUAAGAAUCUGUAGAUAUUUUUAUGUAAGAGAAUACGCAUUUCAUAUCUAUUUUAUGAUAUCUAUAAAUAAGUUAAAUUACUAAUCAAAUAAAGAAUAUAAG
Messenger RNA from Acromyrmex echinatior (Panamanian leafcutter ant), 1275 nucleotides. Its product is annotated as cysteine dioxygenase type 1. Lineage: Eukaryota; Metazoa; Arthropoda; Insecta; Hymenoptera; Formicidae. Gene Ontology annotation, molecular function: ferrous iron binding; cysteine dioxygenase activity. Gene Ontology annotation, biological process: L-cysteine catabolic process. The record is from RefSeq and is a predicted model, not a curated record.